AGUUGAUAGACAACUAUUGUUUGGAAAUGUAGAUUGUUAGUUAUAAUGAUAAAGGUACCAAAUCCGCGUGUAUUCUUUGAUAUAUCAAUAGGUGGCCGAAAUUGUGGCCGUAUGGUAUUUGAGCUUUUUAUGGAUAAACUACCAUAUACAUGUGAAAACUUUCGCUGUUUGUGUACAGGUGAAACCGGCCUAGGAUAUUACCUACGCCCUAGGUGGUACAAGUUUACUCCAAUUCAUCGCAUAGUUUCGGGAUUUAUCUGCCAAGGUGGCAAUUUCAAUACGGGAAAUUCUUAUGGAGGAGAAUCUAUCUACGGUCAAUAUAUGCGCGAUGAAUCAUACGCAUACACACAUUCCAAGAGGGGUGUUUUGGGAAUGUGUAAGACUAGAUAUAAAAAUUCCAACGGAUCGCAGUUUUAUAUUACUUUUAAGCCAUGUUCUUUUUUGGAUAAUAAGAUGGUGGUGUUUGGUCAUUUAGAAUAUGGAGAAGAAGUCUUGAGUGCCAUAGAGAAGCAGGGAACUAUUUUGGGCCAUCCUAAGCGCCAUGUGAAGAUCUUCAAUUGCGGAGAAAUACCAUUAGACACUAUCUAUGAUCCUAACAUAGGUAAUGUGGUACAUAACCCUAAGUUUAUCGCAAGAACGGAUAUAGAAAAGCCAUUGUUUCAGGAAGAUCAAUAUAAUCUGGAGCAGUCAUACAAGCGGAUUAUACCUGAUGAAAUUUACAAACGCGCUAACUUUGGCUUUUAA
Molecule: messenger RNA, 744 nt
Organism: Theileria equi strain WA
Lineage: Eukaryota; Apicomplexa; Aconoidasida; Piroplasmida; Theileriidae
Product: cyclophilin, putative
Exons: 8
Coding region: 46-744 (232 amino acids)
Biological process (GO): protein peptidyl-prolyl isomerization
Molecular function (GO): peptidyl-prolyl cis-trans isomerase activity
Source: RefSeq, a predicted model, not a curated record